Molecule: messenger RNA, 255 nt
Organism: Debaryomyces hansenii CBS767
Lineage: Eukaryota; Fungi; Ascomycota; Pichiomycetes; Serinales; Debaryomycetaceae
Exons: 1
Coding region: 1-255 (84 amino acids)
Biological process (GO): mitochondrial outer membrane translocase complex assembly; protein insertion into mitochondrial outer membrane
Cellular component (GO): mitochondrial outer membrane
Source: RefSeq, a predicted model, not a curated record
AUGACAGAACUUAAUAUACCAAUACAACAAGACCUUGGUGAAACAGACAGUGAUUACUUGACGGAUUCAGAUUCUUAUUAUUACGAUGAUUCAGGUUCAGAAUAUGAAUUGACAGCUCAAGAACAAUGGGAAGAAAGCUUGAAACAAAUAAAUAAUUUAAUUAAUUUGAUAAUAUUUCCAUUGAUUGGUAAAGUUAUAGGCAGAAGGUUUUCGCAUAUUAUAUGGAGAAGGUUUGCAAACUGGUGGUUUGUCUAA